AGGUACUUACCCCAAACUGCCCAAACAGAGGAGCGAGCAGGGCGGAGGCAGGCGUGAGCGUGAGCGAGAAGCGAGAGCCGAGAAGCAUGUUCGUCCAUGCGUGCGCAUCCUAAAAAGAGAGCAGCAGUAGCAUGAGAGGAAUGAUGACGGCCCCGUCCCAGCCCCUCCCUUCAAUCCAACUCCACCUCCACAGAAAUCACAGCCUUUUCCCACCAAACAGCUGAGCAGAUUUGGUCUUAGCCUCCCCCCACGCUAAAUUUUUUUGCAUCUUUAUUCUGAGCUGAUUCAUUCGUUUCGUGGAUUUUGGAGGCCACGCGCUCCACCAACGACCAAUCCCCAUUCCAGUUCUCCAAUCGAAAGCAAGGCAUUGAACAAAUCCUGAAUAGCAGCAGCAAUCCACCAAGAACUCCACUACAAGAAUCCCCCAAUCAUUCCUCGUCUCGCCGCUGCGUUUGGCCCACUCCAUCCACCAUCCAGGAAAUCAUCCCCACUCGGUUCUUCGCCCCCCCCAAAUCGGCCCUACGCCCGCACCAGAUUACAGCUCAUAAUCCCACGAGGAGGCAAUGACGGAGGUGGCGAUACUCCGGGGCCCGACCAACCUCGCUUCCCCCGCAAGCCGCGCCUCCUCCUCCCUGCGCUAUUUAGCCAAUGCCGAUAGCGACGUGCUCCACAGAGGCAGCAGAGCGGAGAACCCUACAGGAUCUACAGGAGGCCUUCGACUUGAAGGACGGAGAGAGCGGGAGGUAGAAGGAUCCGAAGAGGAAGAGGAGCGGUGGUCGUUCUUGGAACUGCUGCUUGAGCUGCUGCGCAAGUCGUUGUUCGGGUGCAGGGAGGAGGGCGGCGGCGGCGGCGAAAGCGGAGGCUGUGGGAUGGAGAUCGGGUGGCCGACGGAGGUGCAGCACGUGGCUCAUGUCACCUUCGACAGGUUCCAUGGAUUCCUGGGGCUCCCCGUCGAGUUCGAGCCCGAGGUGCCCCGCCGCGCUCCUAGUGCCAGUGCAAGUGUCUUUGGAGUUUCAACAGAAUCAAUGCAGUGUUCCUAUGAUUCCAGACGAAACAGUGUUCCGACAAUUCUCUUGAUGAUGCAGAGACGUCUUUAUGAACAAGGUGGUCUCCGGGCAGAAGGUAUUUUUCGUAUAAACGCAGAGAAUAGCCAGGAGGAGCUUGUGAGAGACCAGUUAAACAGUGGAAUUAUUCCGUAUGGUAUUGAUGUUCACUGUUUGGCAGGUCUAAUCAAAGCAUGGUUUAGGGAAUUGCCAAGCGGAGUGCUGGACCCUAUUCCACCAGAACAGGUGAUGCAAUGCCAGUCUGAAGAGGAUUGUGUCCGGGUUGCCAAAUGCCUUCCACCAGCUGAAGCAGGCUUACUUGACUGGGCCGUUAAUUUAAUGGCUGAUGUUGUCCAAGAAGAACAGAUAAACAAGAUGAAUGCUCGCAACAUUGCUAUGGUUUUUGCACCAAAUAUGACUCAGAUGGUAGAUCCUUUGACUGCACUGAUGUAUGCAGUGCAAGUGAUGAAUUUUCUCAAAAUGCUAAUACAGAAGACCCUCAAGGAUAGAGAGGAGUCCAAUCUGGAGGAUGGGUCUUUGCCCCAAAAGGACCCAUCUGAUGAAAAUGGGCAUCAUAACCCCAGCCUCCCUGUUGAUUCUCACCAUGAGGAAGAAUCAAGACGUCCUUCUUUUGUCAGUGAGGAACCCCUGCUGAACAGCCCUGCACACAUCACCAAAGACAAGCCUAACGAGACUACCCCUGCUGGAGGACACUCAGCACCUUCUGGACAGACAGGUAAUGUCUUGACAAACAUGGAGGGCUUCUCUAGUUGGUCCGAACCUCUUCCGGCACCUUUGGCCACUGCCAAUGCUUCAUGUGCUACAACUGUGAACUCACUUCAAGGCAAGGGGAGCCGUAGCCUGAAUAGUAGGAGGACCAGAAAGGGUAAGGGGCAGUCUGGAACACCUGCCGUUGCUCCAGCUGAGAAAAAGUCAAGAGGUGCGAGCAUCGUGAGCCGGUUAAACUCCACGGUUGAACGGAUUGAAGCGUGGAGAUGAAUGAGACCGGAUGGCUUUGCCAUUUCUGUUGUGCAAUAGAUGACUGACCCAAUGUGUUCCUGCAUAGAGGACCAACCGAGAACUGUGUGCUCCCCUAUUUUGCAUUUUUGAUGUGGUUACCAUUUCCUGUGAGAUCAUGAUUCUGUAUCUUCUGAUACUUUCCCCCCACCUACACUAACUUUUGUAUCCUCUUUAUCAGUACUUGUCAUUGUUUGAGUAAAUUAAAAUCAGAGGCCAUUGCUUUUCGCUGUACA
Molecule: messenger RNA, 2296 nt
Organism: Brachypodium distachyon (stiff brome)
Lineage: Eukaryota; Viridiplantae; Streptophyta; Magnoliopsida; Poales; Poaceae
Product: rho GTPase-activating protein 5
Exons: 5
Coding region: 564-2042 (492 amino acids)
Biological process (GO): signal transduction
Molecular function (GO): GTPase activator activity
Source: RefSeq, a predicted model, not a curated record